CCAAUAGAAUAGCGCCGUGUGAUGACGUCACUUCCUGACCGGUAGUUUUGCGGGAAGUUUGGUCCUCUCACAGUUCAACGGAGAAGUCAACAAUAACCCACAAAGUCACAUAAGAUGCCUCCUAAAGCCAAGCCUGCAGGGAAAGGCAGAGCUCCGGCUAAGAGGAAGCUGGCAGAAGAGUUCCCCCCCGGAGAGGUCCUCACUGACACAGGGAAGAAGUCCUGGAAGCUGGGGGCUCCUAUCGGCCAGGGAGGCUUUGGGCUCAUAUACUUGGCGGAGGAGAACUCUGCCAAAUCUGUGGGUGUGGACGCUCGAUACGUUAUCAAAGUGGAGCCCAGCGAAAACGGUCCUCUGUUCUCUGAGCUCAAGUUUUACAUGCGAGCUGCUAAACCUGAUCUGAUUCAGAGCUGGAUGAAGACUCACAAACUCAAGUGUCUGGGGGUCCCGAGGUACUGGGGCUCAGGUCUGCACGAGAGAGGGGGGAAAAGGUACAGGUUCAUGGUCAUCGACAGGCUCGGCACAGAUCUACAGAAGAAGUUUGAAGAAAGUGGAAAAAGGUUCCCCAGAAAACUGGUGCUGCAGCUCGGCCUGCGACUGCUGGACACUCUGGAGUACAUCCAUGAACAUGAGUAUGUGCACGCUGACAUUAAGGCAUCAAACCUCAUGCUGAGCCACAGUGAUCCCAACCAGGUGUAUUUAGUCGAUUACGGGCUGGCGUACAGGUUCGCCCCUGACAACGUCCCGAAAGAGUACAAAGAAGACCCAAAGAGGUGUCACGACGGCACCAUCGAGUUCACGAGCAUCGACGCCCACAAAGGAGCGUCUCCUUGCAGGCGCAGUGACCUGGAGAUCCUGAGUUACUGCAUGGUUCAGUGGCUGUGUGGACGUUUGCCCUGGGAGGACAAGCUGGGCGACCCGCUCUACGUCAGAGACUCUAAGCUCAGGAGCAGAGACAACAUCUCUGAAUUCAUGACCAAGUGUUUCUCCUCUCAAGACAAGCCAGAUGAGAUCCAGAGGUUCAUAGAGGAGGUGAAAUCUGUGGGAUAUCUGGACAAACCAGCGUACGAGAAGCUCCGCUCCAUCCUGCAGGCCGGACUGAAAACAAUCCAGGCUAAAGAUGACGGAAAGCUGCAGUUCACUGCCGACAAUGGAGCUGUACCUCCUCCUGCAAAGAAAACCACCAAGAGAAAGAAAGUCCCAGAAGAAGCAGGCGAGAGCGAGACUGAUGGAAGUCCCAUCAAGAAGAAGAGAGCACCAAAGAAAGAAGGUUUGAUUUCUUUUUCUCUUUUUUCUUUUACUCUCAUCAGACAAAACAGAGGCCAUUUUGUUCAUUCACAAUUACAGAACUUAUAGAAGGAUUUACGGUCGUUUUGAACUGUUGUGAAUUUCUCCUGCAGAAAAAAAGAAGAAAAGUCCCACAAAAACUUCCAGAACAAAGAGGGUCCCCAGCACCCAAAACAGGCUGACCCUAAAUCAGAUUGGGGUGGAGAUGGGGACCCAGACGUCACCCGGACUCGCCCUGAGGACGAGAGGGAGACCCAAAAAGACUAGCUCAUAAAGAUCAGCCUGUUUUCUGCACUCCUCCUCUGUAUGUUCUCGCCUUCUUUAAAAAUAAACUUUUAUAUGUUUUCUUUUUCUGUUACACACUGAGAGAUGUUCACGUUUUAUGUAUGAAGUGAGUUCAACACCACAUUUAUUGUAAUAAAGAGGAAAUGAAAUAC
Messenger RNA from Labrus mixtus (cuckoo wrasse), 1721 nucleotides. It is a transcript of the gene vrk1, whose product is annotated as VRK serine/threonine kinase 1. The record is from RefSeq and is a predicted model, not a curated record. Bases 115 to 1353 code for a protein of 412 amino acids. Lineage: Eukaryota; Metazoa; Chordata; Actinopteri; Labriformes; Labridae. The transcript is spliced from 12 exons. Gene Ontology annotation, cellular component: cytoplasm; nucleus. Gene Ontology annotation, biological process: signal transduction; peptidyl-serine phosphorylation. Gene Ontology annotation, molecular function: protein serine/threonine kinase activity; ATP binding.